AUGGAGACGGUGCGGAAUAUCCAGAAUCCUAUCCCUCCAGCUAUGCUGCAGCCGUCCAAGUGGUUAUCGCUCUAUGAAGACUUCGUGACCAAAAACGCCAGCUCGGUCGGUCAGGUCGAGUCUGCGCUGAGAUCUUUAACGUACAUCAUUCCCGGUCGGUAUCGCGAGUCCGAGAUACCUUCAGAAUGUGUGCAUUCCGGUGUACAAUUAUUGUCGCUAUAUCAUGACUCUCUAGUGUCGCGGGUCAUCUCUCGGCUUCCAUCGAAUAUACCCCGGCCGGUGCCAACCCCUCAUUCCCGAUACACCAAGCACUGGACCUCUCGCUCCUCGCUGUAUCGGCAAGUCGCCCUUGCGCUUCAGAUGCUCCAAUAUACCGAGCUUCUGUGGGAAAUGGCCGCGCGACGGCGGGGCCAGAAAGCUCGUUGGCGGGUUGUGGUUUUCAUCGAAUUUGCCAAAGCAAUCUGCCGCCUGCUUCUGCUUCGAUUGACCAAUUCCCGACCGCUGGUCAGUCCUCCUCUGCCGGAGCGCGAGGUAGAUCCCAGGUCUGUGGAAGAGGAGGACCAGAGCGAUUGGAAUGGUAUGCAGACUCCGGUGAGCGAGCGAUCUUCGGAUCUCAGUUGGACGAUGCCUCGCACAGGACUGUCUCUCCCGUCUCUCCCGGACGCGAAUGACGUGUCCAACUACCUUAUUUCCAAGGUAUUGACUGCGGACGAUAUCAAACCCCCCAAAGCACUGCUCCAUCGUGUGACGGGCCAAGGACAGCUGGCGGAAAUCCUUUACAUUCUUCGGCCUGUGGUAUACGCACUGGCAAUGCAAAGGUGGAGCGUAGAUAAGCGGAAUUGGCGACCCUGGCUUGUCGGAUUUGGAAUGGAGUAUGGCUGUCGGCAGCUGGCAAAGCGCGAUUUCCGUGAACGAGUUGCAGGUGGACUUCGAGGUCUCACGGGGCUUGAGCGCGAGGAGCUGAGAAAGCGUGGGUGGUCCAUGGGCUGGUGGCUGUUGCGCGGUGCAUUUUAUGAGAACAUUACCAAGUCGUGGCUGCAAAGCAUCACCGGGAAGAUGAAGGGCAAACCGCUCUUGGACUUGGUCGGCAGCUUCGUGGAGGACUAUGAAUACCUCUGGGAUAACUACUACUUCUCGACUGCCACCUUGUGA
Penicillium alfredii is the source of this 1152-nucleotide messenger RNA. RefSeq names its product peroxisomal membrane protein PEX16. The coding region runs from base 1 to 1152 and encodes 383 amino acids. Lineage: Eukaryota; Fungi; Ascomycota; Eurotiomycetes; Eurotiales; Aspergillaceae. Gene Ontology annotation, biological process: peroxisome organization. Gene Ontology annotation, cellular component: peroxisomal membrane. The transcript has 4 exons. The record is from RefSeq and is a predicted model, not a curated record.